AUGGUCUCGCUCGGCCACCGGGAGGCGUCGCCGGUCCAGGCGCAGGUGUGGCCCGUCGCCCUCGCCGGCCUCGACCUGCUCUGCCGCGCGCCGACCGGCUCAGGAGAGACCAGCUGCAAGACGCUGGCGUACCUGCUGCCUGCCUUUGCGCACGCCGCCGCGCAGAGCCGCCCCACCCGGCCGGGCGAGGGGCCGCGCGCACUCGUCCUCGUCCCGACGCGCGAGCUCGCCGUGCAGACACUGUCGGUCGCUCGCUCGCUGCAGCGGGUGAGCGGAGGGCUGCGGGCGGCGGCCGUGUACGGCGGAGGGCCGCGGGAGGAGCAGGUGUCGGAGCUGGAGGGCUCCUCCCUCGCGCUGCUCGUCGCCACCUGCGGCCGUCUGCUCGACAUGCUCGAGGCCCAGGUGGCGCGAUCAUGA
Messenger RNA from Emiliania huxleyi CCMP1516, 417 nucleotides. RefSeq lists its product as hypothetical. Gene Ontology annotation, molecular function: nucleic acid binding; ATP binding. Bases 1 to 417 code for a protein of 138 amino acids. NCBI's taxonomy places the organism in Eukaryota, Haptophyta, Isochrysidales, Noelaerhabdaceae. The transcript has 2 exons. The record is from RefSeq and is a predicted model, not a curated record.